Messenger RNA from Cynocephalus volans (Philippine flying lemur), 327 nucleotides. Its product is annotated as glutamate-rich protein 4-like. The transcript has 2 exons. The record is from RefSeq and is a predicted model, not a curated record. Bases 1 to 327 code for a protein of 108 amino acids. NCBI's taxonomy places the organism in Eukaryota, Metazoa, Chordata, Mammalia, Dermoptera, Cynocephalidae.
AUGGAGCUGUGGAGGCAGCUGAGGCAGGCUGGACUGGUGCUUCUGGAGCUGGGCCCCCCUCCCCAGGCCCUGAGGGGGGGGUCCCCAGUGGAAAGCACUGGCCUGACCCUUGUGUCCCCAGGGGCAGGCCCUGGAGAUACCAGGGAGAGUCUGCUGUGGAUCUGGGAGGAGCUGGGGAACCUGCGCUGUGUGGAUGUCCAGCUGCUGGGCCGGCUGUGCAGCCUGGGGCUGGAGAUGGGGGUGCUACGGGAUGAGCUUGUCAGCAUCCUGGAAGAGGAGGAGAGUGGUGAGGAAGAGGAAGAGGAUGAAGAGCCCCAGGGGAAGUAG